AUGAUCGAUUUGAGCCAAACCUGGAUUACGGACUCAUUUCCCGAGUUUGGUCUCAGUAUUGAGUGGACAGCACUCGUAUGGAUGCCAUCCCUUCUAUUAUUUGUCACAUCACUGUAUGAAUGGCACAAUCGGUCGCCAGAAGUGAUCACAUCCAGGGGUUCAUCACAUCCCACGACAUGGACUCUACUCUCCAUCACUAAAAUUGCACCGAUAGAGUCGAGUAUAAAUAAUUCUAGUCCCGAAAAUAAGUCAUCAUUUUUAUCUCGACUCACAUUUUCAUGGUUUACACCAAUGAUUAUGAAUGGCUAUCGGAAACCAUUGACCACUGAAGACAUGUGGUCGCUGUCCACACAGAAUCGGACCAAUGUUUUCAUCAAACAAUUCAAUAAACAUUGGAAACCAAUACAACAAAACAGUGGCAAACAUGGCAUCAAUAUAUUUCCAGCGAUACUAAAGACCUAUUGGCCAACACUAUUAAUCAACGCUUGUAUACUAUUGGCGGUCAUUUCAUUAACAUUGACUCAACCCCUAGUACUCGACCGACUCAUAACAUUCAUCACAUCCCAGACCAACACGAGCUCAGACACCGGCGAACCCAUUUGGAGGGGAUAUCUAUACGCCUUAGCUAUGUUUGCGUCGCUUGUGUUGGCAUCGGUGCUGAACAUUCACUACAAGAGCCGACAGGACCUGUUGUUCAUGAAAAUCAAAACUUGUGUUACAUCCGCGCUGUACGAGAAGUCCCUACGACUGUCCAGCGCUGGUCGCCAAGACUUUUCCACCGGCGAUAUCGUUAACCUAAUCACCGCUGAUAUGAAUCAUUUGAUUGAAUUUUUCUACUUCUUGAACAAUCUAUGGCUGAGUCCCGUAACCAUAAUCAUCGCCACGUGUUUACUAUGGGCACAGUUGGGCGCCGCCACUCUGGCCGGCGUAGCCAUAAUGGUGUUAGUCGUGCCAAUCAAUUCAUAUCUGAUGACCCGCGAGCACCAGCUGUGGGCGAAGUUACCCGAGUAUAAGGACAAGAGAGUGUCGGCCAUUACCGAGAUUAUCAAUAACAUCAAGGUGUUGAAGCUAUACGGCUGGGAACCGGCGUUUCUGACCCGUGUGUUUGGCCACAGGGCUCAGGAGUGCCAAUUGUUGAACGUAGUAAUGGUGAUGAGCGCUAUAUCUAGUAGUAUUGUAACUGCCGCACAAUACAUGGUUAGUUUAUGCAGUUUUAUGGCAUUCCUAUACAUGUCUAAUGAGAAUAUUCUGGACGUGAAUAAAGCAGGAACCGAUUAUAAUGAUCCCAGCGAUGGUCACUUAUACAGUAACCGUAAGUUAUUAGUCAAUUAUGGUAGAGUUUCAGUGAAGCGAAUGAAUGCUUAUUUAAACGCUAAGGAAGUGAAUGAGAGUUUCGUUGAACACAAACCCAAUCAAAGGACUCCUAUUGUCGUCAAAAACGGUUCAUUCAAAUGGGAUAACAAUUGCAACGAUUCUGUGCUCAAGAAUAUCAAUAUAGAGAUAGAGAGGCAGUCAUUGGUGGCAGUUGUGGGUCGUGUGGGCGCCGGCAAGUCGUCCCUAUUGUCGGCUCUAUUGGGAGAUAUGGAGAGAAGUGAGGGCUCUGUGAAUGUGAGCGGACGGACAGCUUAUUGUCCACAACAGGCGUGGAUUCAAAACACAACUCUUCGACAGAAUAUUCUGUUUAACAGUAAAUAUAAUCCGGAAUUUUAUGACAAAGUUCUCGAUUCGUGUGCUUUAAGACCCGAUUUAGCAGUUCUUUCGGCCGAAGAUAUGACAGAAAUCGGGGAAAAAGGGAUCAAUUUGUCCGGCGGUCAGAAACAGAGGGUUUCACUCGCGAGGGCUGUCUAUUCCUCGGCAGACAUAUAUCUAUUGGACGAUCCGUUGAGUGCUGUCGACCCACAC
This is a messenger RNA of Medioppia subpectinata, 1902 nucleotides long. The record is from the annotation of a GenBank genome assembly. NCBI's taxonomy places the organism in Eukaryota, Metazoa, Arthropoda, Arachnida, Sarcoptiformes, Oppiidae.